GGUGCGAGGUCUCGUGGAUGGGAGAUGCCUCUAGGCGGGAAGGAACGCCGGGGGAAUUCCUGCGGGGACGUAAAAAAUUGUCAACUUGUCAUUCCGAAGAAGAGAGAAGCACUGUAAGGAGGAACGAAGAGAGCUUUGAGGUUGGAUCGAAGGAGAGAUCAGAGAUGGUUGCUAUCUCGUUUUACAGGGGGAACCUGCACAGGGUUCCCGAUGUUCCCCGCCGAUGGCUAAUGCCAACUUCUCGCAUUUCCCUCAAAGAUUUCAGAAUUCUCAUCGGCAAGCGAACCAAGGCCCUUUCUCGCUUCUCCACCGUCACCACCGCCACCACCGCCGCUGUCGAGGCCACCACCUCAUCUGACCCUAACCCUAGCCCUAACCCUAACCCCUGCUCUAACCCCGAUUCAAAGCAAGAGGAAGGCGUUGGAGACAGUGGAUGCUCCAAACAAAAUCACCAAUCUACUGAAACUACUCAGCCCCAAUCCCAUCCAAGUGGGGUCAAUUGUUCUGAUGAGCUGCCAUCUGUUGGGCACGCUGGAGAUCUAAACGGAGCGGACAGUGAUUCUCGGUCUGAACAAACUAGGGUUACUUCAGACUCUCUUCCAUCUCCUGCUGCCAAACUCGCCGUACCAGAUGCCGAUGCCCUCACUUCAAAAGCUUCGCAGGAGGAGAAGCCGGUGUCCUCGGUCCAACUCACCGUGGAGGUAAACGGUUUGGCUGUACUUAGUGACAAAGAGAAAAGGAAAAGUGAAUUGGAGGAGAAGUUGCAAAAUUUAAAUGAGAAGAAGCACAAUCUAGUACAGAUGCUGAAGCAGAUUUUAAAUGCUGAGGAGGAAAUGAAGAAACGAAACAGUAUGCAAGCAUCAAUUACUCGCCCUUCUGGUUCUCUACAAGUGGAUGCUACAGCUGAAUUGGGGUCAAUUACUAGGCAUGCUGCUCCUAAGGUGAGCUCCGAAGCUAAUUUUGGUGGUGAUUUAGAAGGAGAAGCCGAAGAUGUCUCUAACCACAGUACACAAAGCCGCCAUUUGCAACGCAUGCGCAGCACAUCUCCCUCUGCUGCUUCUCCUCUCAGAAGGCCUAUGUAUAGCCCUCUUCAACACAAUCCAGUUCUGAACACCAACCGAACAAGUAUUGGAACUGCUGCGCAUACCCAGCCUGCUACAGCCCUAUCAAUGCCCGUUAUAGCAAGUCCAUCACGUUUUGCUCCUACUGGGCACCAAAGCCAUUCUGCAAAUAUGGCAACAGUAUCGGUGUCUGGAACACAUUAUGUUGCCUCAUCACCUUCUCCUGCAGGAUCAGGGGGUACUUCAGUCUUUAGAGAUGUUCGUUUGACCAGUCCUUCAUGGAAUUAGUAGGGAUUCAGUUUAUAUCUCACAUCUCAUGCUGAGCUGUAAGCAAUAUAGUGUACCCUGGGUUCAGUAAUAUUGCAUUUCGAGAUGGAUUGUUAUGGAGAAAAACAGUGAAAACAUUAUAAUGAAGCUUAAGCAAUAUAAUUGUCAUCAUCAUGAUAAUCCAAGCUUGAUCUCAACUAUUUGCAGUGAUUUGUUCCAUCAUUCAGCUAUCUAAGGUCAUAUCAUUCCCUUGCCCUUUUGUUGCCUCUUGUUGUCCCUAAAGGAUAUUCAACUUGCACAUAUAUAAUGUAUUCAAUGUGGCAAUUGUAUUUGAAGCUUGUGUCCA
Molecule: messenger RNA, 1674 nt
Organism: Telopea speciosissima
Lineage: Eukaryota; Viridiplantae; Streptophyta; Magnoliopsida; Proteales; Proteaceae
Exons: 4
Coding region: 18-1349 (443 amino acids)
Cellular component (GO): chloroplast
Source: RefSeq, a predicted model, not a curated record